AUGCGCAGCAAAGUACCAGUAGGCAAGUCCUCACCUCGUCCUCACGUGCAGGCUAAUAACUACGGGCGAAUUAACUCGCCCGGCGAUGACAUCCGUGUAGCCAUGGCGAAGAACGCGAGCAAGGCGGCAAGUCCUACCGCCGCCUCCGGUGCGAGCUGUGACGGGGACGACGGAGACGAAGCGAACGGCGACGACGCCGAGGAGGAUUGGCUGGAGAACGGCCACGACGAUAGCGCUUCAGGCGACGAUGUAGGUCCUGCUGACAUCGAGGAGGACGACUGGUGGAAUCGGCCGGUCGGGAGCGACGACGAGGUGGAAGAGUGGCAUGCUGGUGAUUCCGACAACGACGGAGGUAAAGAUGCGCAUGGUAACAACGCGGAGGCAGCGGCGGAUGCACAGGAAGCGGCUGUGGAUGCGAAUGAGGAGGCUGACGACGAGGCGGGGGCGGAACUUGAGACAUUUGCGCCUGCGGAUGCGGCUGCAGUUGCGGAUGCGGAAGGCGAGGAAGGCGGCGACGACGACCCAUGGAGCUUUGGGACCGACGACGAUGUCCCGCUACUGAAGCGGAGGCUGCGCCAUUGCCUACAGUCCAAGUCAAAGCGGGCCCGCGUGGUGCUCUCUAACGACGACGGUCCGGGGGAGGAGCGUCGCCCGAUACUCACCGCUGCGGAGAAGGGGAAAGCCAAGGUCGCGGAAGCCCUUGCUAAGGCCCCUGCUAAAGCCCCUGCUCGUCGCCGCACAAGCAACAAGAAGCUGACAUCCGACGGAGACCCGGGAUCCAGCAAGGGUGCGGCUAAGAAGAAGGCGAAGAAGGCGCCGAAUCCUGACGACAUCGUCGUGAACGAGCCGCUGGGCAGCGACGAUGAGUACGCGGCGGCGGCGGGCCCGAUUCCCACGUUCCCUGAGAAGGUAACGCCGAGGGACCCCACCCUCCAUAAUUCCAACACCCGCCCACCUUCCCCUCGCAGCAAAGAUACGCGGCCCCGCCACCUCUCCUGA
Closterium sp. NIES-65 is the source of this 999-nucleotide messenger RNA. NCBI's taxonomy places the organism in Eukaryota, Viridiplantae, Streptophyta, Zygnematophyceae, Desmidiales, Closteriaceae. The record is from the annotation of a GenBank genome assembly.